Messenger RNA from Boeremia exigua, 2248 nucleotides. RefSeq lists its product as uncharacterized. Gene Ontology annotation, biological process: regulation of DNA-templated transcription. The record is from RefSeq and is a predicted model, not a curated record. Gene Ontology annotation, molecular function: zinc ion binding; DNA-binding transcription factor activity, RNA polymerase II-specific. Lineage: Eukaryota; Fungi; Ascomycota; Dothideomycetes; Pleosporales; Didymellaceae. The transcript is spliced from 6 exons. The coding region runs from base 152 to 1927 and encodes 591 amino acids.
GAGACCUCCCAUUUUCAUUGAUCAACUAUGUCACAAGUUGUGGCUUUGGCUGUAUUGAAGUCCUUAAGUUUGCGCGCGACGCGGCCAGCUUUCCGUUAACAACCCAAGCCCCAAGGCGACCUCGGGAACCGCCCAGACCACUUCUUGCCUUAUGUCAACCCAUGACGACUCUAUCGCCGAUCCACUUAAGCGGGGAUACCUAUCUUUUGAGCACACAACGAAGCCAAUGGAGCAUCCAGAGCGAUGGAAAGCUAUCGCUCCCGCUUCAGGUGAGCCAGGCGAGCAGCGCUUUGCACCUGGAAGUAAGAAGAGACGGCAAACGGUCGCUGUCGCGUGUGUGCAAUGUCGCAGCGGUAAGGCUAAAUGUGAUGGCAUACGCCCCAGGUGCACGCGCUGUACAGAUGGCGAUCUUAUUUGUCAAUACGAUGUGGCAGAGGGCGUGUCUCGAGCCGAGCGUAUGAAGCUGCUGAAGAGGGAGGGCAUGUCCAGCAGGUUUGAGGAGGUUGAGCGCGUCAUGAGUGUCCUACGUUCUGGCAGCGACAUCGAGGCCUCAACGCUACUCGCACGGCUUAGACUUGGCGAGCGCGUGGACAAUAUCGCAAGGUCUUUGCCUCCGACUGCUUCCAUGAUGCUUGUGAGUACUCCACCAAGCUUACAGGCUCAGGAUUCUAGCGGUACUUCUACUAGUGGCGUGAGCCAGGAUUCGAUGUAUCCAUUGACCGACGCUACCGGGAGCCUAAAACCACGACACGAUUCUAAUACAUCGCAUACUUCGUCUUCAGAGCAACCUCCAAGUUGGGCGGCGACACCAAACUCGGCUGCCAUAUCCUCACGAUCUACUGGAAAGAGAAAACAGUCAACAGCUCUGAGUAACGAACCAGUCGAUGGCCGUCAGUUCUUGUCACUAUUGUUCGACCGACAAGACUAUCUCCUCGCUAUUAGCGAGAGUGAAGAUGAGGACGAUAUCUACAGCGAUAUGGACGGGAUGCUCGACCCAAGACUGUUAGUUGAAGGAGGUCAGGGGCCAGCUGGAUCGCCAGCGGAUACUAGUAGGAGCCGGUUCCCCUCACCAGAAAAAGGAGAAACGAUGAGGUCUAUCCAUGUUACCCAUAUUCGCAGUCGCCAGCCUAUUGUCAACACCGUCCGGAUACAUCCAAACCUUAACCUGCGCAACCUUUUCGGCAACCUGCCUUUCUCUAGCGGUGUUCGGGCCAACAACUACCCCGAAAAUGUACAGGACACACAGGUCAAUAAUCUCUUCUUGCCGACCUGGGCAAUGAUGACUGUCAAUACAAGACCAGAUCCAGGAUCAGUGAGGUUCGCCUUUCCAGAUGUACUCCAAGAAGGGGCCGCUAUGAUCGAGUCGGGAGCCCCGUUGGAGUACGUUAUUGAAGUACAUCCGAGUAUAGGAGCGCUGUUCGAUGAGGCGGAAUUUAACAGAUCUGGCAAACUUUCGAGAUGGGCGGCUGGAAUGGUUCAUAGUAUGAUGCUCAAAGGAAACACGUUCACCUGCUUUGCAUACAUGCAUGUCUUCUGGUACCUAACGCGUUGGAUGAUCUCCCCAUCCCCGGAGACGUACGAGAUGAUACCAGAAUGGCUACGACCGACACCCAACCAAUUGUUCAUGCCGCAUAUCAACACGCUCGAUUACAUCCCAUGGCCUGCUUUCCGUGAGCUUGCUGUCCAGAUACCGGCCAUGCAGGAGCGUAUGGAAUGGCUCAUGGACAUGACCAAUACGCUGCGCUGCGACUGGUCUUUCCCUGGCCAAGAGCCCUAUCAGAUUAACGAUGAGACCGGGUUCUUAGACCUCUGCGCAACUGGAAAGGAAUCUAUGCGCGACCUAUCGAACUGGUCCGUCGGACCCUCUUUUCGAGGUUAUGUCAGUAACGCCGAUUCAUACGUUCGUAUCAGAGUGGAGGAAUUUUAAAAACCGAUCCCAGCGAUCGGGAUCUCAGCCGAGACGACCCAACACGGUUGAGAUCGACGGAAAUGCUACAUGCAAGGUGAGGGCUGUGCCGCACCAGCUUGAUCAAAGCACGCGAGCAGAAGGAGUGUACGUGGCACAAGAAGCAAACACGAAGCCGAGAUACUUUCACGGUUGCCAACAUAUUACAAGGAAACGAGCAAUACAUGGUCGAGCGAAUAAUUUGAGUACAUUCAACAAUACCCUGCGAGAGUAGUUUACAGUAGACAAUGCAUCACGUAUGACAGAUCAAGCAUAACAUAUCGAACAUAACAGAUCGAACAG